Urocitellus parryii (Arctic ground squirrel) is the source of this 714-nucleotide messenger RNA. RefSeq lists its product as uncharacterized. The record is from RefSeq and is a predicted model, not a curated record. Lineage: Eukaryota; Metazoa; Chordata; Mammalia; Rodentia; Sciuridae.
AUGUCGGUGCUUCGCUGCCUCGGCGCCUUGAGGCAGCCGUCUUUUCUUCGCCUUGUGACAAGUAGAGUUUGGAACAGGUUGCCUGUCGUCACCCUGAACCUGCGUCUUUUUGAGGCUCAGCAGGAAGAGAAGUCCAAACCCAUCAGUCGUUACCCUAUUCCCUACAAGAAGGACCUGCCUUUUGACAUUGUAGAGCUCAUGGAGGAGAUAGAAAAGAAGACAGGAUUUUUACCAAAUGUAUUGAAAGUUUUGUCUUACCGGCCAUUGGAAUUCCGAGCCUUCUUUGCUUAUUACAAUGCCAUCUACAACAAAACAACAGGACAGCUCAGCAGAGCAGAUAAGGAACUCAUCAUUGUAGUGACCAGCCUGGUCAACAGGAGCCUAUACCAUGUGGUUGUCCAUAGUGCUUGGUACAGGGUCUACUCAAAGAACCCAGUGCUCUCUGACCAGGUCUGUGUGAAUUGGAGAAAGUCUGACCUUCCUGCUCGGGAAAAAGCAAUGCUGGAGUUUGCACUUGCUGUUUCCCGAGCUGAUGAUAUAACAGAUGACCAUUUCAAAAAGCUUGAGAUAUAUGGCUUCAGUAGAGAAGAUGCCUGGGACAUAGCUGCCAUUUCAUCUUUUUACGCCAUGGCCAAUCGCCUUGCUCAUUUUAUCAAACUCGUUCCCAACAAAGAAUUCUACUUUAUGGGCAGAACUAGUGAUCAUCGAGAGUGA